GCUUAUUUGAUCAUGUGACCAAUCGUCAUGCAUUGAUUUUUACAGCUCCGCCAUCAUUGUUGUUAUUUUGAGGCACAGACGUAAAACAGUUUUUGACGCAGGAAUACUCGCCCAAAAUGUCAUCACCAAGUCCAGGAAAGCGAAGAAUGGACACAGACGUUGUUAAACUGAUUGAAAGUAAACAUGAAGUUACUAUUCUUGGAGGCCUGAACGAAUUCAUAGUGAAAUUCUACGGACCCCAGAGCACUCCAUAUGAAGGAGGUGUUUGGAAAGUUCGAGUGGAUUUGCCAGAGAAGUAUCCUUUCAAGUCACCUUCCAUAGGUUUCAUGAAUAGGAUAUUCCAUCCUAAUAUUGAUGAAGUUUCGGGUACAGUGUGCUUAGAUGUCAUCAAUCAAGCAUGGACAGCUCUGUAUGAUCUGUCAAACAUCUUUGAGUCUUUCUUGCCCCAGCUCCUGACCUAUCCAAACCCAAUAGAUCCUCUGAACGGUGACGCAGCUGCCAUGUAUCUCCAUAAACCUGAGGAUUACAAAAAGAAAGUACAAGAGUAUGUUAGAAAGUAUGCAACAGAAGAGGCGCUUCGAGAACAAGAGCAUCAGUCAUCAUCUAGUGAAAGCUCCAUGAGUGACUUUUCUGAGGAUGAGGCACAGGACAUGGAGCUAUAACACAUCCUGCCCUAGACAUUAUCAUCUGUACAUACUUGUGCAUCAUCCUCUCGCCGACCAUGGGGAUCAAUGACUGUAGGACUGUCUGUAGGGACGAGAUCUGGACCAGUCUAGAGGACUGUAGAGUUGGGAUUUGUCUCUGUGAAAGGUUGAACCCUUUCAUUCUUGUAAACCACAUUCAAUCUGUUCAAAUUGGUUAGUAUCCACUUUUCAUUUAUCAUACCAUGAUGUCUUCAGAUGAAAUGUUUUGCUGGCAAGUAGUUUACCACAUGAACUGACAGUACAAGCCUAAUUCAAACUGCUAAAUGGUCAAGAGAAUUGUUUUUUUUUUGAGCCUCUGUCAAUCAGUAUACAAACUCAGGGAUAUUUUUUAUCAAAUCAGCAUCCUUGAAGGCAGUUCAGAUAUGAUUAAAAUCCUUUUGUAUUACAAAAGGUAUUUUUGGCAAUCAAAUCUGAUACCAUAUAUGUCACAUGGAAAUGUUUUCAUAUUCCAAGGGUUGCUGAAACUGUUUGAAUUAACUAGUUCGUUCAUUUAAUUUACAAAAUGGUAGAUUUCUCGUAUCUAGUCAGAUUAUCUUGUGGUUUAUUGGAAUGAAAUGGUUUCAGUUUUUGAAAAAAAUUGAUAAAAAUAAUAAUCUUCAUAUUUGGCUGUAUGAAAAGACAUGUUGUUUAUAGAAACCAUACUUGGCAUGCUUUACUCCUGAGAAGGUGUAUGAUUGUGUUUAGUAUGUAAUAUAUGUAAUGGCUUAGCUGUAUAGUAGCCUGGUGCAUGUCGGAACUUAAAAUUAAGUUUUGAAAAUAAAAAAUAGAUUAUUAGUAAAUGUACUCUCAAAUCAUUGAAACGUCCUUCAAAGUUCAAUAUAAUCAAUACAUAUAUGUGACUUCAAUUUGGUAUAUUAAGCAUGCACUUUGGAGAUUUUAUCUAAAACUACUUUUUUGAAAAUGAAUUUUAAUCACAAUAAUCAGAUAGAUCUUUGGAAUUGUGGGAAUCUUUUUAAAGUAAGUUCUAGCUUACAUGUAUUUUAUUGUUAGUUAACAUUCAAAGUAACAUGAUAGAUUAAUAGUCUGGUCUUUCAGUCACUUCACAGUGCUACAAAUCUGUUUUUCUACCCAUUUUGUCUUUCAGACUUUCAAAUAGUUAAACCCUGAGAAAACUCCUUUUAGAAUGCUUUUAUUAUAAUUACCAAUUUAGAAAUUAUGAUAGAAAUUUUCAUUUUGAUUUCACAGAGGCAGUUUGGAAGAAAUAAAGAACAUUUCCAAAUUAAUAAAAAAAAAAUGAAAAAAUGCCUAUAAAUUUUAUUUGAAAUGACACUAGGAUGAAGAGUAAAACGGGACAGAUAUAUACAAACAUAGCUUGAAUGGAUCAUUUACAAUCCAAAUUACCUUCUCUGCAAUCUUGAAUACAAUGAGUGAAAAUCCAUUGUCUUGGAGCCCAGUAAUAGUAGGCCAUUAAAAUGGUGAUGUACAAAAAAUUCAGUUUGUCCCACUGAACAAAAAGUGUUCCUAGAUUUUUUCUUAAAAUUGACUUCAAUGACACUUAAUUGGUACAUUAAGUUCUUACUGGCAUUUUGUUUUAGUAAGCAGAACCAUGUAAGUGUUUCUGAUCUAUAUUCUUCCAGACUUAAACAUACAAAUGAAAUCACAUGUAUACACUUUAGUUGAAGAUUGAGUUAAUAGAAUUAAGUUUAAAUACAGAUUUCCUUUUUUGAAAUACUGAUUUAAUUGAAUAUGAAAAAUUGAAGGAAUUAAUCGAAUUUGUUCUUAUUAACAAAAUGGAAAAUCAAAUUUUUGAAGAAAAGGCUGUCAUAAAAAAAGGAAUGAAAAUUAUUUGAUUAAAGAAAGAAAUACUAUGUUUUGUAUAAAACAAGUCCCCUGUUUUAACAGGUACCUGUAGCACUGACUUGAGAUACCUCGUUUAUGAUGAAAUAUUGCUGCAAUUGUUGUAGGGUUAUAUAAUUAUAAUGUAUCCCUGAGUGUGGAAUAAAACAUGGCUGUCCCCUGGUCUACUCCCCACAGAGUUCAUGUAGUGUAUCAUUGAACAUGUUAUAAGGAAAAUCCAAAAUGCAAUAUGGCUGCAUAUGUUUUUUGAUGUAGUGUAGAUACAAAACUAUAUACAAUGUUUUUGAUAUAUGAGAAAUAUCAGUUUUAAUGUGAUUUUAAUAGUGGAAAUUAUAUUGAUUUAUCCAAAUAAUUGUGAUCACUGUUUUAGGUGUAUCUUUAAACAACACAAAAGAUAUCAACAUUUGUUAUGUGCAAUUUUGUUUUACAUUUUAAAUUAAGAUAACUAAUAUAAGAAAUAGAACACCAAAUUUAUGAAGUAAGAUAACUUAAAUGUUUGAUGAUUAGAGGAAACUUAAAAAAAUUUCAAAGUUUAUUUCUCAUGAUUUAAAUUGAUUUCUUCGUAUUUUUAGAAAUUUGAAAACACUUCUAGUACAUUCCCUUUGAAAGAAGUAGAAAAUUAAUUACAAGCCGAAAAUUGAAUAUCUUCUUGUGAUAAAAUUAAUCACAUUUCUUCAAAAGAUCAUAUUGGUUGUUUGCCAAGAGACGUGUUAAGUGUGUGGAGCCAGAACUACCUGAUACUGAAGAAUUUCGGGGUAAAUGAAAAUGAUAUUUGGCACAUAGAGAGAUUUUGAUGAGAAUUUAUUGCAUCUUGAAUUUUCUAACAUUUAUAUAUAUAUAUAAUGAAUGAUUAAAGUGUGUGUCUGUGAUGUUUGCCUGAUGUAUGACAGUUUUGUAUGGGAUUGCAUGUCAUUUGUAUGUGAGACUGGUUAAGGAUGCCCGAGUGGUUUUUCAGCUUUUAAUAUCACAAUGUAUUUUAUCUUUGUUUUGCUAUGUUUUGCCUGUUUUCCUUACAGGAAGAUUUCAUGUAAGCUGUUCAACCAGACAAGGUUUUAUGUACUGUGUCCUAAUGUCAUGACCUGUUCAUUAAUACCAUUCAAUGAAUUAUUUUUGUUACAAGAAAUGAAAAGCAUUUUAGAUUGCGAUAUGAUUUUACUAUAUUACAAAUUUAAUUUCUGAUAUAACAAUUAAAGUCUGUGUGUCAUGCUAUAUGGCCUAAAAUUGAUAUAACAAUUUAAGUCUAAGCGUCAUGCUAUAUGGCCUAUAAUUGAUAUAACAAUUAAAGUCUGUGUGUCAUGCUAUAUAUGGCCUAAAAUUGAUAUAACAAUUUAAGUCUAAGCAUCAUGCUAUAUGGCCUAUAAUUGAUAUAACAAUUAAAGUCUGUGCGUUAUGCUAUGUAUGGCCUAAAAUUGAUAUAACAAUUGAAGUCUGCGUUAUGCUAUAUGGCCUAUAAUUGAUAUAACAAUUAAAGUCUGUGCGUCAUGCUAUAUAUGGCCUAUAAUUGAUAUAACAAUUAAAGUCUAAGCGUCAUGCUAUAUGGCCUAUAAUUUUCUUAUGUUCAAGACAAUAAGUUUACAGCUGAAUCUCUAAAUACUCUUCUACAUAAGACAUGUAGUUAUGAUAUUUGUUUACUAGACUUCUACAUAUCACAUCACAAAUAACAUCCUACCGUCGUACAAUUUUUUCCCCAUCAGCUGAUCUAUGUUUCAGUAGUAUGUUGAUAGUAAUGUUUACUCUAGUUGUAUCCAUGCGGUACUAUAUAAAUUGUCUAUAACACAUUUCAUCUUGUUUGUGAAUUGUUGAAAUCAGUGUCAUUGUUGAGAACACAGCAUCUUCACGUGGAAUGUACAGCUAGUACAGAUAAGGGAUGUAUAGAUAUAAUCUAAAUGCACAGUUAAGCUUUCUUUUGAUGAAAUUUUACAUCUGGCAGAAAAAAAUUGGCUCCUGUUGAAAGAAUCUAUUGUUGUAAGACAAUUCCUUUUUGUUUCAUUUUCAAUGCUUACCAGCUGAUUAUAUUCAAAAGAACAUUCUUAAGUUUGGGGAAAACAGCAUUGAUAUUUAAAUAUAUUGAUUUUUCCUGUUGAUUUAUUUUACUUACCCAUUAUAUAUAUCUGUAUUGAUGAUUAACCCAUGUUUAUUAUGUACCAUUUGUGAUUAGUUUAUUGCUUGAUUUGUUAAUGUGUUUCGGGGUGAUAUGCUUAGUAGCUACCAAGGUGUUAUCAAGGUCAAAUCCAUGAUACCAAGAUCAAAACAAUGUUAUCAAGGUCAAUUUGACUAACUAAGGCGUACAUGUUAUCAAGGUUAAAUUUGAGUUACUAAGGUGAACAUGCUAUCAAGGUUAAAUUUGAGUAACUAAGGCGUACAUGUUAUAAAGGUUUAAUUCGAGUAACUAAGGUAUACAUGUUUUCAAGGUUAAAUUUGAGUAAUUAAGGCGUACAUGUCAUCAAGGUUAAAUUUGCGUUACUAAGGCAUACAUGCUAUAAAGGCUAAAUUCUAGUAACUAAGGGGUACAUGCUAUCAAGGUUAAAUUUGAGUAACUAAGGCGUACAUGCUAUAAAGGCUAAAUUCUAGUAACUAAGGGGUACAUGUUAUCAAGGUUAAAUUUGAGUAACUUAUAAGGCGUACAUGCUAUCAAGGUUAAAUUUGAGUAACUAAGGUGUACAUGCUAUCAAGGUUAAAUUUGAGUUACUAAGGUGUACAUGCUAUCAAGGUUAAAUUCUAGUAACUAAGGGGUACAUGUUAUCAAGGUUAAAUUUGAGUAACUAAGGCGUACAAGUUGAAAGGUUAAAUUUGAGUAACUACAUGUUUUCAAGGUUAAAUACUAACUAAAGGUAUACAUUUUAUUAAGGUUAAACUUUAGUAACUAAGGUGUGCGUGCUAUCAAGGUUAAAUUUGUGAAGCUAAGGUCUACAUGUUAUCACCGGAAGGUUAAAUUUGUUUUACCAAGGUCAAAUUUGUGCAGUCAAAAAUUUUCCGAAGUCAUCUUAUUACAAAGGUGUUUUAUCAAAAUUAAGUCUGUUAUCUAAGUGUGUUAUCAAAUUCAAAUCAGUGUUAUAAAGGUUAUACACACAUUAAUUAGGUCAACUUACAUUAUAAAGUAAAUUAUAUAAUGUCAUCUUUGUAACAUAUUCCAGACUUUUACUUCCAAAAUGAUUUUCCACCUUGGUAUUGGUAUAUAGAUUACUCUUUAAUUACAGGUUGAGUUUUCCAAUUAUGCCUAAUUUCAUGAAAUUUUAGAUAUACAAAAUUCUAUUGGAUAGAUGUCAAAAGUCAGGAAAAAUUGUUUAACAACUUUUAAAAGUUACACAUGUAAGAACAUAUUUUGUCAAUGUUGUUUGUUUUUCUUUGGAAAUAUAUCCUGUUAGGGUACUAACUUGUGUUCCUGUUGAUCUGUAAUGUUAACACACAGGAAGUAGUCAGAGAAAAUACAACUGAUUGAAAGCAUGUACAAAGUUUGUUUUUACAAUAUACAUGUACUUGGUAAUGAAAGUAAAUUCACUAAGAAAUUAAAAAAUGUUUAAGCAUUUAAUUUAAUUUAAAAAUGAUUGAGAAUGUGUUGCUAGUGCAGACUACAUUAUAACCAAUGUUAAAUUUCUGGUUAUGUUACCAUUAGGGACAACUGAUUAUUGGUUUAGGGUAUGGUCAGAAUGGUUGUUGAAUUGAUGAUGGUACUGUGAUGGGUUUGUUAUGUACCAUAUGUUAACCUGAGGUAUAAAUAUACCUACAUUCAAUGUGUUCAUCACCACUUUCUCAUUACUGAGGAAAUCUUUUUCUAUAAAGAUAAAGCUUUUAAUUAAAUUAGCUAAAGGAAAACUUAACUAUUCAAUGAUUGGUAAAUUUGUCUUGCUGGUAAUGUUAGAAUGUAAAUGUAUUUUGAGUCUGUGGACCAACACCAGAGCAGCUUGUAUAUUACAGAACCAACAAAAUAAGGAAAACAUGCAUUGUAAUUCCAAUUUUAUGAAUAAUGGGUAUUUUUUGGGAAUACAUCAUUGUAUUGGCAAAGGAAACCAUUUCACUCCAUUUAUUCAUUUAUGUCUUGUUAAACACACAUUCCUCUUAGUCUAAAAAAAAAUGUAAUUCAACCUCCAAAUGUAUCUUGCAAAUUUGGCCAUUGCCAAUACAAAUCUAGUCACUUUUGAUUAACUAAGUGGAAGUACAGGUAUUGGAAUACUUCCCAGUUGUGUAGCCAGCUAUCAAACCAUGACAGGAAUUUAAAGCCAAGAACUUGUUCUGGUAGUAGUAGAUCAUUAGAAUUCUUGGCUGACGGCAUUUCUCUUACUGUACCCCUGAACUUAUCAUUUGUUAUCGUUCUGCACCUCAUUUUGAUAAUGCAUGCAUGCGGCAUCCAUUUACCAGUAAUAUAUAGACUGAGGUAAGUGAUUUUAGCACAUUAUACUAGAUCAAUAUGUAUUUAUUCUUUAAGGAAAUGAAUAAAAAAUGUUAAAUCCUA
Molecule: messenger RNA, 6951 nt
Organism: Pecten maximus
Lineage: Eukaryota; Metazoa; Mollusca; Bivalvia; Pectinida; Pectinidae
Product: ubiquitin-conjugating enzyme E2 H
Exons: 7
Coding region: 117-662 (181 amino acids)
Biological process (GO): protein polyubiquitination; ubiquitin-dependent protein catabolic process
Cellular component (GO): nucleus
Molecular function (GO): ubiquitin conjugating enzyme activity
Source: RefSeq, a predicted model, not a curated record